Sorghum bicolor (sorghum) is the source of this 2059-nucleotide messenger RNA. RefSeq lists its product as uncharacterized. Lineage: Eukaryota; Viridiplantae; Streptophyta; Magnoliopsida; Poales; Poaceae. The record is from RefSeq and is a predicted model, not a curated record. The transcript has 3 exons. Bases 221 to 1813 code for a protein of 530 amino acids.
GCCUGGGCGAGUCAAAAGGAGCUAGGGCAUGGCUGGCCGGCGUAGCAAAAUCGUAGCAGGCGUCGUCGCCGCUUCCACGCUAAAGGCCCUGAUUCCUGUUCCAAAUCGACAGCAGCAUGUCACCGAGGAGAACUCUGAUCUGCAGAAUAAAAGAAAAUAAGAAUAAGAAGGCUUAAAAUAAAAGGAAAAUAAUAAGGCGUGCGAAAUCAGGAGCUAGGCCAUGGCUGGCCGGCGUAAUCGUAGCCGCCGCCGCCGUCGCCGCCUCCGUGCUAAUCUGGGUUCGGGGCACUCCGAAUCCUCUUCCGGUUCGUCCUCCUACGAUCGGGCCGCCCAUUGCAAAACCUCUCUUCCGAAUCGGCAGCAGCAGGUCACCAAGGAGACGAAGUCUGAUCUACGGAGGACGACACGAGAUGCUCGAGCCGUGCGUCCGUUCCUGCUGGGUCUCAUCCGCGGCUACUACAUCGACGCCAUCUCCCGGCUGCCCGCCGCCGAGCUCCGGACCACCCUCGCGCGUGGCCUCCUUCUCGGUGGGCACUGCUACGGUCCACUCCACCCCGUCCACAACAUCAUCCUCAAUUCCGUCUGGUACGCCGCCGCCUUCCCCUUCCGCGCCGACCCCAUCGAUGUCGACUUCGUCAGCACCGAGGGUAUAAGCCGCCUGUCCCACCGGUCCCUCGAUGGAUUGGUCGCCUACCUCUGCCACCAGUGCCCUGAUCUUUCCCACGACGACGCCCUCUGGCACCUCGCCCUCUCCCUUGCCGCCCUCCAUGGCGCCUCCGCCUCCGCACGCGGGGCAGUGCCGAUCGGCCGCACGGGAUUGGAAGCCGUUCCGUUCCAGGUGGCUGCCCAGGCGGCGCGGCACCCAACACCUUCCGCCCUCACGAGCUUCGUCACCUCGGUGCUGCCACCUGUGGAGCGCGAUGUGCUCUCGCUGCUUGCUGCAGGCCGGCGUAGGCUCUCCUCGCAUGACAUCCUGCGCCUCUCCGCCAUGCUUCAGCCUCUCCCGCUGCCAGAUGCACUGCCGCAGCAGCCAUGUUCUCGAGAGCUGACCAUAAGAAUCGGCCGAAUCAUCGCCGAGAGGAGGAGGUGCUGUAGGAUCGCCUACCAAAUGUUUAUCGACAUUGCAGAUGCGGCACUGCGCAAGUUUGCUCGUCAAACUGGGGCACGAUACCGCCUUCAUAUUAUCUAUGGCCAAAGCAUCGUGGAGGCUGGGGAUUGCUGUGGCAUGGACCAAUAUUUUCACAUCAAUUUCAUGGCCUGGCCAAAGGGCAAACAAACCCAAAGCCAGAUUCCAGUUUGCUUCUUUGCUGAAGCUCAUAAUCCAGCAACCAGAAACUGUUCUGAAGAAGCCAUCACCUCCUGCUGCAUGCUUGGAUGCGCACAACCAUCAAAUCAUGUUGAACAAACACGAUGGUUCUGCAAAGGAAAAAAAACCAAUAACAGGUUUAGGCUGAUUGAUAUGCAGCAGUGUUUGCCUUGUAUGUUGAGCAAAAGAUUUUGGGAUCUACACGAUAAUUGUUAUGCUUGUGCGAGGAUCAAGAGAAAAAUUGAUCAUCCAAAUGGUGAGGAGCACUUCGGAGGGCAUCCACACAAGACAGAUGAAACUGAGGAUGACCGUGAUUGCCCAACCACCAUUGACGUGGACUACAGGUUUUUCGAUCCUGACAGAGACAUUGACCUUGUGAAGUGGUAUGCUGAUAAGAUAGAUCGUGCUGAAGCUAUUUAUUCCAAGCUGGGCUUGAAAAACGGGAACACAAAUGAUGAAGAUAUAGCCGAGGAAGAUAUUGAAGUUUAUUGCAGGCGAUAUGCCUGAUGGGUAAAUGAAGAUGAAUUAGGGACCACGCCAUGAGUUUCCAAACUUGGCAGCGGCAUAGUCAGACUGGGUGAAGAGAUUUGAUCUUUUAUACUAGUACUAGUAUAUAUAGUUGGCAUACAACAUUGAUUAAUUAAAUUUACUUAAUUUUGGAAUUGUGGUAUCCAAAAUAUUUAAAUGAGACUUCCAUUAAUGUACAAGAACGUUCGAACGAUAUCAAAUUAAUCAAAAGUUAUAUAGAUGGCA